GUCGCUAACAUGCGGGAUUACGAUGAAGUUACCGCUUUCUUGGGAGUCUGGAGAACACAUCAGAAACUCCUCUUCUCCCUUCUGAGUGUCAGCGUCAUUCCGAAUGGUUUCACCGGAUUAAGCAUAAUUUUCGUCGGAGAUGUCCCAGAACAUCGCUGCUUAAUUCCCGAGAAUCUCAACCUCAGCGAAGCAUGGAGGAACAGGACGAUCCCGCUACAGGGUCCCGAACAACGGCGCAGCAAGUGCACUCGGUACCGGCUGGACGUGAUACUGAACCUUUCGCAGACAUUCCCCGACCCAGACUUCCUCAACGUGUCUGAGAUCGAACAGGAACCGUGUCUGGAUGGAUGGGAGUACAGUAAGGAGCAGUACAUCUCCACUAUCGUCUCCGAGUGGGACUUGGUAUGUAACAAUGACUGGAAAGAACCAUUCGUUACGUCAGUAUACUUCAUGGGAAUGUUAGUAGGUUCCAUUAGUUUUGGAAUAUUAUCAGACAGGUUUGGGAGGAAAAUUGUUAUGUUUGGGACAAUGGUGCUACAGAUUACAUUCAAUGUGCUUAUCACAUUCUCACCAAACUUAGAAAUCUUCUGCCUGAUUAAUUUCUUCAAAGGUUUUGGUGAGGUCUCAAAUUUUGUGGCUGCCUUUGUUCUUGGAUCUGAACUUCUUGAACAAUCCAUUCGGAUUACAUACUCUACACUUGGAGUCGGCACAUGUUUUGCAGUAGGCUAUAUGAUCCUGCCUUUUGCUGCAUAUUUCAUACGAGAAUGGAAGAUGCUAAUAUUGACCCUGUCUCUCAGCUGUUUGUUCUACAUUCCUUUGUGGUGGUUUAUUCCUGAAUCUCCACGCUGGCUAUUAUCUAAAGGAAGAAUAAAGGAAGCUGAAUCAAUAAUUCGACUUAUGGCAAAGAAAAAUGGUGUCACUCCUCCAGCGAUGCUUUUCAGUGAAGAUGAGCUCGAACACAUAAAGAACAAUAAAAUAAAAUCUGUUCCAGUUACUCAGUUGUUAAAAACCUGUAAUACCCGAACUAUCACAAUCAUUAACAUUCUGAUCUGGAUGAUCAUAACAAUGGGAUACUAUGGUCUGUCAUUGAACAUACCGAAUCUCCAUGGCAAUGAUUAUCUCAAUUGUUUCCUCUUUGCUGCCUCAGAGAUUCCAGCAAACAUUGCAGUAUGGUUUCUCCUUCAGAAGUUUCCACGCAAGUUCAACCUUUCAAGUAUUCUUUUUCUUAGUGGAAGUAUCCUGCUCUUCAGACAGCUAAUCCCAUCAGAUUUUUUGGUACUUGCUGUAGUGCUGGUGUUAAUUGGAAAUUUUGGAAAUACAUGUGCUUCUUGCAUGGUUUAUGUCUACACCACCGAGCUGUAUCCAACCUCAUUGAGAAAUACAGGUGUUGGAGUGAGUUCAAUGGCAUCUAGGAUCGGAAGUAUCGUUUCACCUUACAUUAUUUUCCUUGAUACUUAUCAAGAGAAUCUGUCACUGAAUGUGAUCGGGGUGUUAACAAUGUUUGCAGCAAUUGCAGUUUUGUUUCUGCCUGAAACAUUUAAAGUUCCUCUCCCAGAUAACAUUGAACAAAUGCAAAAGAUCUAUUGCAUGUGUCUGUUAUUUAUGAGUUGUGAGCUCGAUGCUCAACCCAGCAUGGAUGGAAAGUGUGCAAGGAGUCGGCUGGAUUCAAACCGGGGACCAUUGGCGUCAAAGCCAAGCGCUGAUACUAUUACAUCAGUGGCUGGCUAA
Molecule: messenger RNA, 1728 nt
Organism: Hypanus sabinus (Atlantic stingray)
Lineage: Eukaryota; Metazoa; Chordata; Chondrichthyes; Myliobatiformes; Dasyatidae
Product: organic cation/carnitine transporter 2-like
Exons: 10
Coding region: 10-1728 (572 amino acids)
Biological process (GO): transmembrane transport
Cellular component (GO): membrane
Molecular function (GO): transmembrane transporter activity
Source: RefSeq, a predicted model, not a curated record